AUGACCGCACCCAUUGUUGGCGGCCAAGUCCCCCGCCCCAAGGACGUCGGCAUCCUCGCCAUGGAAGUUUACUUUCCGCGCCGAUGCAUUUCGGAAAGUGAACUCGAGGUGUUUGAUGGCGUAUCACCUGGAAAGUACACCAUCGGAUUAGGCCAGGAAUAUAUGGCAUGGCCCGAUGACCGCGAAGACAUCAACUCUUUUGCACUCAAUGCCGUGGCCGGGUUACUCGAGAAAUUCAAUGUCGACCCAAAAUCAAUCGGCCGCCUCGACGUUGGCACCGAAACUAUCAUCGACAAGUCCAAGUCUGUAAAAACGACGCUUAUGGACCUCUUCGCAGAGUCCGGGAACUUUGACAUCGAAGGUAUCGAUUCAAAGAAUGCUUGCUAUGGCGGUACUGCUGCGCUCUUCAACGCUAUCAACUGGGUCGAAUCGACCUCAUGGGAUGGGCGAAACGCCAUUGUCGUCGCAGGGGAUAUUGCAGUAUACGCUGAGGGUGCUGCUCGCCCUGCGGGUGGUGCAGGCUGUGUUGCCAUUCUCAUCGGUCCUGACGCACCAGUGGUCUUUGAACCUGUUCACGGAAGCUACAUGUGCAACACAUACGACUUCUAUAAACCAAACCUUUCCUCCGAAUACCCUGUGGUGGACGGCCCCGUCUCAGUCGUAACAUAUAUCGCAGCUCUCGACGGCGCUUACACCGCCUUUCGCCAAAAGGCCGCCAAAGCCGCUAAACGGGCUGCACUUCGUGGCCCCGACUUGACAAACGAUGCGUCUUUCUCCCUCCAAAGCGUCGACUAUGCCCUUUUCCACAGCCCAUACGGCAAGCAAGCUGUCAAAGGCCACGCACGCAUGCUAUUCAAUGACUUCCUCAAUAACCCUAAAGCACCUCAAUUCGCCAAUAUCCCAAACGCAGACUCCUUCCUCGCUGCGACACAUGCUGAGUCACUCAAGGAUAAGAAUGUCGAGAAGACGUUCAUUGCCGCGUCAAAAGCGUCGUUCAAGCAGAAGACCGAUCCCGGAAUGUCCUGCUCGCGGCGCCUCGGAAACACGUAUACUGGGUCGCUGUACGGCUGCCUCGCCUCGUUGCUGUCCAACGUCGAAUCCACAGAGCUUCAAGGAAAGCGCGUGAGCUUGUUCUCAUUUGGCAGCGGUUUUGCCUCCAGCUUCUUCACUCUCCACGUGAAGGGAGAUCCGUCGCAGAUUAGCCAGAAGAUGAACCUCCUGGAACGGCUUUCGAGCAUGAGAGUGGUUCCUCCUCAGGAGUUCAUCAAGGCUUUAGAACUCCGGGAGAAGAACCACAAUGCCGUAAAUUACACCCCCGAGGGACUUGUCGAAAACAUUUGGCCCGGUGCUUAUUACCUUGAAAGCGUUGAUUCCAAGUACAGGAGAAAAUAUGUUAGAGCUCCUUUUUGA
Laccaria bicolor S238N-H82 is the source of this 1410-nucleotide messenger RNA. RefSeq lists its product as uncharacterized. The record is from RefSeq and is a predicted model, not a curated record. Gene Ontology annotation, molecular function: hydroxymethylglutaryl-CoA synthase activity. The transcript has 5 exons. NCBI's taxonomy places the organism in Eukaryota, Fungi, Basidiomycota, Agaricomycetes, Agaricales, Hydnangiaceae. Gene Ontology annotation, biological process: ergosterol biosynthetic process; acetyl-CoA metabolic process. Bases 1 to 1410 code for a protein of 469 amino acids.